AUGGCUAAGUACAAGUACAUCUGGACAUCGUUCUUCAGGGGCCGUCCUAGCGUGGUAAAGCUGGCAAUCCCACAAAGCUCCUCAAACUCGCUCUUUUGCCAGACUCUGACCUGGCCUGAAGCUCCCGCGGUAGCACAUGGCUGUGAGACUUUGGCCGUGAUAGAUGCUGUGUAUUUCGCUGCCAGUGUUUCAUCCUCGCUGCCGCCAACAAAUCCAACCAAAAGGACCCAGACCACAACAACAGCCGUACUCGCCAACGUCAGGAUCCCUCCCAGAUUAGGACCAGUUGGCGAUUUAACCUGCCCUUCAGACCCAUGCUUAAAUGUCGCCCAGAAUUCUAUGUAUGUCUGCUACAAGGGUUAUGAAAGGAUGGGCAUGGGCCGCAUGGCACGGAGUAGGCGGGGAAGCUGGUCAACCAGUUCCGGGGUUUGGCCGAGUACAUGCCCAGGCGCAAGCGUCUCCAGCAUCCCAGAUGCGCCGGAGUUCCUCAGCCUAGAAGGUCAGGAGAAGUGGCCUAGCAUCGUCCCCGUGUCAUGGCAUGAAAGCCUUGCCAUCAACAACACUCGCAUCCGCCGCUUCCUUACUCUUGUUGGCCUCAAGACUACUGCACGGUUCUUUCGUCGCCAAGGCUCUUGCGUUCCCAUUUCGAGACGCUUAAUUGUCAAGUCGGAUGCCUUUGUCGACUUGACAGAAGGAGCAACAAUGAGAUUUGUCGCCAACACCUCCGUCCCUGUACCCAAGGUCUGGUGCUCCUUUGUACGCAAUGGACGCGUAUACCUUGUCAUGGAGAGGAUACAGGGCGAUUGCAUUGCGAAAGGAUGGGAUGAUCGUAACAAAGAAUCCAAGGAUAAGCUCUUGGCGCAGUUGAAGCUCAUGAUGGAAGGAAUUCGUUCGCUUCAGCCUCGCCCUGACGCGGGGGUCGAGAGCUGCGUUGGCGGGUCGUUAUUCGAUAGCCGCAUGCCUCGUCCAGAUCGCCGCUUCGGCCCUUUCCAAACCAUUCAAGAAUUCCACUUGUGGCUAAGGGGCAACUUGCGGCCCUCAGAAAUCGAGAAGCCUAAGCAGGCGGCUGAACAAGAUUGGAAGGCCGUGAAGGACAUGGCCGCUCGACAGGACGGGCCUUGGCCUCGGCCAGUCUUCACGCACGGUGAUUUGAACCCAUGCAAUAUAAUUGUCCGAGGGGAUAAAGUUGUUGGCAUCAUCGAUUGGGAAUUCUCUGGUUGGUAUCCACACUAUUGGGAAUAUACAUCUGCCUGGUGCACCCAGAUCCUGAGAACAGAGUGGCAGGAUCUACUCGGCAGCUUCCUCGAGCCAUUCCCAGAGGAAUUGGAGAUGGAAAGGACCAGGCAGAGGUGGUGGGGAGAGAUCUGA
This is a messenger RNA of Metarhizium acridum CQMa 102, 1368 nucleotides long. RefSeq lists its product as uncharacterized. NCBI's taxonomy places the organism in Eukaryota, Fungi, Ascomycota, Sordariomycetes, Hypocreales, Clavicipitaceae. The record is from RefSeq and is a predicted model, not a curated record.